AGCGUCACUCAGUUAACCAUUGUCCUCUGGCAGCGCUGCUCAUAACCACAUCCUGUUUCCAUCAAUUAUUUCAAUUGAUUUCUCACGAAUAUGCACUGUUCCAUCCUUGCAUCCCAGCCUCCCUGGCGGGGAGGAUGACUAAUCGUCGAACGAAUAAAACCAUCAUAAUAUCCGAUUCAGAUGAAGAAUAUAAUCCAGCUCCCAAGAAAAAGGUUGUCACCAAGAAGAAGCCAAAAGUGCUUAAAAUAUCGGAUUCCGAAGGGGAAUCGAAAAAAGUGAAACCAAGAGCCAGUAAAAAAGCAAGAGAGACCACAGGAAAACCUCUAUCCGAUGAAAUCAAAGUUUCAUCCUCAGAGACAGUAAAGAAAUCUAGGAAAAGAAAAAGUGAGGAGUCAAUAGAGAUGGGGGGAUUAUUCAGUCAGACAACAAAAUCCAGCGAAUCGAAGAGAGUGAGAACACAGGAAUUUCUUGCUGGGUCUCAAGUUUAUCCAAGAAGCGUCUAUCCAACAUUAGGUCGUCCUCAAGAACAACCAAUCGUCGGAAGAAGACUUAUCUCUCCAACUCGUUCUCAACCAAGUUUCCACGAACCUCCCAAAAAAUACACGUCUUGCGAGUGGACUGACGUCGAUUAUAUCGAAGUGCAACACGGAAUCAGCCGAUCAUUAGCUCAAAUACUCGUUCAAUUCUUUGCAGCUGACAAUACAGUGCCUUUUAUAGCGCGAUAUCGAAAAGCAGCGACGGGUGGUCUCGAAGCUGAUGAGCUGAGGUUAAUAAAAGAGAGCUUUGACAGAGUGAAACUGAUACAACACAAAGCGGAUGUUGUGAUAAAAGCCAUUGAGAAGGUUAACAAGUGGACACCGGAGAUCCACAGGACAGUUAAAUCAAUAAGAUCUUUGAAUGAGCUGGAGCAUAUCCACAGCCUCUACAAGACCACUAAAAAAUCUCUAGCAGAACGGGCAAGAGAUCUCGGUCUCGAGCCCACAGCCAUACUUGUCCUCCGUGGAGGGGCCAUUCCACACCUGGCGAGUUUUAUCAAUAUCUCGAAAGAAGGCCUUCAGAAUGAAGAACAGAUAAAAGAGGGCAUUGUUUGCAUCAUAGCUGAUAUAAUAAACAAAGAUAAAAGGGUAUUCGACAAGAUAAACGAUUUGCGAAGCGAAAUAUCGAUCCAAAUACAGACCAAGAAGACGAAGACUUCCGAUGAAGCAGACGCCAAGGCUGAUGACAAGGCAAUUAAAUACGAUAUGUAUUACGAUUGGAAUUCCUCGGAGAAAAAUAUAAAACCUCAUCAGACACUGGCAAUCAACAGGGCUGAAUCUCAGAAGAUUAUCACAGUCAAGCUGAUUAUUCCAGAUUAUUUUGAGGUAUCUAUGAGGAAAUUUGUGUUGGAUUUGUAUGGUUUUGCUUUGAGGGCUUCGGCUCUUCACGCUCAGCUGAUUAAUGAGGCCUUCAAUCAUGCCUGUAAGAAGUCGAUGAAACCCUCAGUGGCGAGAAGAGUGAGGAGUGAAAUGAACGAGAAAGCUGAGGAAGCCUCGAUGGAGGUCUUCGCUACGAACGUUAAACAGCUGCUGCUGGCCUCACCAGUCCGGGGUAAGGUGGUCCUCGGUAUUGAUCCAGGUUUUGCUCAUGGUUGCAAAUUGGCUGUUGUCAGUCAGCAGGGGGAUGUUUUGGAGACAGCAACCAUUUAUCCACAUAGGAAAGAUGGAAGGGGACGUCAAGAGGCUAUAGCUAAACUGUCCUCACUUGUACGUAAACAUCGGUGCGAUGUUAUUGCGUUGGGAAAUGCAACUGCAUGUCGAGAGACUGAGAUUUUUCUGUCGGAUAUCGUCAAGUCUGGGGUAUUUGCACCACUCGAUGUGACUUAUACAAUUGUUGAUGAGGCUGGGGCAUCGAUUUACAGCUGUGGCGCUGAGGCAAAAGCGGAAUUUCCGAAAUUGGAUUGCAAUGUCAUAUCGGCGAUAUCAAUUGCUAGGCGGCUCCAGGAUCCACUUGCUGAACUCGUGAAGAUUGAGCCCAAGCAUCUGGGGGUGGGAAUGUAUCAGCAUGAUUUGCCGGAGAAACAACUCAUGACGAAGCUGAAUGAGGUUGUUAUGGAAGCUGCGAGUUUCGUCGGAGUUGAUGUUAAUACAGCUUCACAGUGUUUACUGAGACGAGUGGCUGGAUUGUCGGAGACAAAAGCAGCGAAUAUAAUUGAAUGGAGAAGAGAGAAUGGGCCCUUUGUCAAUCGUAAUCAGUUAAUGAAAGUCAAAGGUAUUGGGGCCAAGACUUUUGAGCAGUGCGCGGGAUUCAUUAGAAUUCAACCAGAAACUUCAGUAUCAAAAAUGUCAGGCGGAAGUAAUUUGAUAGGAUUCAAUUACUUGGAUCAGACGUGGAUUCACCCAGAAUCCUACUCUGUUUCCAAUUCGUUGAUCAAUGAUUGUGGCCUCGACGCCAAGAACAUUGGCAGUAGACCAUUUAUCAUCGCCAUCAAGAAUUAUGCUCUUCGGGGGUACGAGUUUCUCACGAAAAAAUUAAAAACUGAUGACACGACUCUGGAAAUUAUUAUCAAAGGUCUUACCAUGGCUAGAGAUGAGGACAUUAGAAGUCAGAACAAUGCGCCAUUGUUCAGGAAAAGCUUGAGAAGCAUUGAUGAUUUGGUUAUUGGGUCUUUAUUGAGUGGUAAAGUCAGAAAUGUCACGCACUUCGGGGCUUUUGUGGAUGUUGGAGUGGGUAAAGAUGGACUCAUUCAUGUGAGUCAAUUGAAAGGGGAAACUUUGAAGAUUGGCCAACGAGUUGACGUCAAAGUACAAAAUAUUGUGAAGGAGAGAGGGCGCAUUGGUUUGAUUUUAAUUACAAGUUAUUAAUUCGAACUUUUCAUAUUAUUGGGAAGACAAAAAAGCGAAUUAAGUGACUGACAUCAUACGAUAAAGCAGAGGGAAUUGUAAAGUGAUUUUGAUUAAGAACGGCUCAUGGCUCCAGUUGUUGAUUUCAUUACUUUACAUUGUGUAAGCUACAAUGAACGGGCAACUGUAGUCAGAUUUUUUUUCUCUUGAUAUUAUUUUUCUAUUUGUUUCUGAAGGUAAGGGACAACUGUUCAAUAGAAAUUCUAUUGAUCAUUGAGAACGAGUUGAUUCAUUUGUUGUGGACCACCAGGUGUACGUGUCCACGAGUACUGUGAAUUGUUAUUGAGUGACCUUUCCACUUCACGUGAUAUUCGUUUCAUUCAAAGUCCAUUCCAUUAAUCUUUAUUAAAAGGUAUUUUAUACUUGUAGAACGUAAGAUUCACAUGUGUCUUGAACGCUGAGAAAAUUAUUUUUCAUCGAAAAUCAUUUUUAAUGGCAAUCUUUUAAUUAUUUUUUUACUGGCUAUUGGGAUUAAGAUAUGGGAGAAAUAAAGAGUGAGUUUGAAACCAAAAACUGAUUCCUGACUUUUCCGACGCCAGAUCAUCGCUGACAAAAGAAUUGAGAAGGGAAUAUACGGUAAAACUGUAUGAAAACCACAAGUCUGUGUUUGCAAAUGGUUAAACUGAGGAAUAAAAACGGAAUAUUUUCCACAAUGGCUUUCCUGACAAUUUGCAGGAGCAGUAUGAAUUCCCUAGACACGAGUGGUGGAAGUCUCCAACAACAGUAAAGUCAGAGGGUUGGCGUCGCGACGUCGCGACGCACCCAUUUCCUUCAUCGACGUAAUCUGAACGUUGAAAAGUACCUCGUCUUUCGAACACUCCGGAAACAAACUCUAAUACGAACUCUAUCGGGGGAAAAUAAUGUUCAAUCUUCUGUAAUGGCCUAGGCUGUAAUAUCCAUUUCAAUC
Molecule: messenger RNA, 3786 nt
Organism: Fopius arisanus
Lineage: Eukaryota; Metazoa; Arthropoda; Insecta; Hymenoptera; Braconidae
Product: S1 RNA-binding domain-containing protein 1-like
Exons: 3
Coding region: 135-2840 (901 amino acids)
Biological process (GO): DNA repair; translation
Molecular function (GO): mRNA binding; structural constituent of ribosome; DNA binding
Source: RefSeq, a predicted model, not a curated record